UCUCUCUCCCCCUCUCAGUCUCUCUCCUCCCUCCUCCCUCCUCCGCCCUCUCCCCCUCUCACUCCCCAAAAAACAACGAGUCCGUCGAGGCCGAGCCAGGGGCGGGGGCCGGAUGACUUGCCGGUGGAGAGGUCCUGGUCGAAGCGGACGUACCUGACAGCGGAGAAGGCGAAAGAGAGGCCCUAGGAGAGCUGGAUGUCGUGGACGACGGGGAGGGGGAUGAAAUUUUGCAAAUGACUCUUGCCUUUCCAAAGGCUAUGAGAUGGUGGAAGAAAGGGUUGCAGCCAAACAUGAAGGAGAUCGAAUCAGCUCAAGAUCUCGUCGAUUCUUUACAAACCGCAGGCGACAAGCUCGUGGUUGUAGAUUUCUUCUCUCCUGGAUGCGGAGGAUGCAAAGCCCUUCACCCAAAGAUAAAACACUUUUCUCAAUUCUCUUGAAGCAGAAACGCGAAUCUGGUUUACAUCUUUGGCAUGGUUUAAGAUGUCUAAGCAGCUAUCAUGGCACAGGAAAGUUUGACUUGACUGAUCUAACCUGUCCUCAUACAUGGUACCCAAAUGCUCGGAGGAAGAAGCGAAACGUGUUCUUGCAUGUUGGACCUACAAACAGUGGAAAGACAUAUAAUGCACUCAAGCGAUUGGAAUCUAGCACCUCAGGAAUAUACUGUGGACCUUUAAGACUAUUGGCGUGGGAGGUCGCAAAAAGAUUGAACAGGGCAAACGUUCUAUGUAACUUGAUGACUGGACAAGAAAGAGAGGAAAUAGAUGGUGCGAAGCACAGUGCAGUGACUGUUGAAAUGGCUGAUGUGCUCGGAGAUUAUCAAUGCGCUGUUAUAGAUGAAAUUCAGAUGGUAGCAUGCAAACAAAGAGGGUAUUCAUUUACUCGUGCAUUGUUAGGGAUCUGCUCAGAUGAACUUCACAUUUGUGGAGACCCAGCUGCUGUUCCUCUUAUCCAGAGUAUAUUGGAAGUAACUGAUGAUGUCGUCCAGGUUCAAUAUUAUGAGAGAUUGUCCCCUCUGGUGCCCUCAAAAACUCCACUUGGGUCCUUCUCUAACAUUAGAACUGGUGAUUGCAUUGUUACUUUCUCGAGGCGUGGGAUAUAUAAGCUGAAGAGAAGAAUUGAAAAGGAAGAGAAGCAUCUUUGUUCUGUCGUAUAUGGCUCACUACCACCUGAAACUCGAACUAAACAGGCUUCAAAGUUCAAUGACGAAAGCAGUGAGUUUGAUGUUCUUGUAGCCAGUGAUGCUAUUGGAAUGGGUCUCAAUCUGAACAUUUCUAGAAUCAUCUUUUCAACAUUGAAGAAAUUUGAUGGCGUGCAGACGAGGGAUCUUACCGUGCCUGAAAUUAAGCAGAUUGCAGGCAGGGCUGGAAGAUAUGGAUCAAAAUUUCCUGUUGGAGAAGUAACAUGUUUGAAAGGUGAAGAUCUACCUCUGCUUCAUUCAGCUCUGGGAUCCUCCUCUCCUGUAUUAGAGCGUGCUGGACUCUUUCCUACCUUUGAUCUUCUGGCAUUAUACUCAAGACUUCAGUCAACAACUAGUUUCCAUUCCAUACUGGAAAAAUUCUUGGAGUGCGCCAAACUCUCCUCUAAUUACUUCAUUGCUGAUUGUGAAGAUAUUCUGAAGGUUGCAGCUGUUGUUGAUGACUUCCCUCUUGGCUUGCAUGAUAAGUACCUUUUCUGUAUAAGUCCUGUUGAUAUGACUGAUGAUAUUUCUGCUCAGGCUCUGGUGCAGUUUGCAGGAAACUAUGCAAAGACGGGCCUGGUUCGUCUUAGAGAAAUAUUUACACCUGGAUCUCUUCAAGUUCCUAAAUCACAAAGUGCACUUGAAGAGCUUGAAUCUAUUCACAAGGUGCUGGAUCUCUAUAUAUGGUUGAGCUUCAGACUGGAAGAAUCUUUCCCGGACCGUGAGUUGGCUUCCUCUCAGAAAGCAGCCUGCAGCUUAUUGAUUGAAGAGUUUUUAGAGAGACUAGGAUGGCAGAAGCCGGGAAAGGUAUUCUCAAAAAGCUACAGAUCAGGAAUGAAAACUUCCAGCAUAAUCAUUUAUCCGAUCAACACCAAGCAGAUGCUUCUCUUUCAGGGUAUUUUAUGGUGCGGCGACUAGAUUUCAUGACACAGGAUAAUUAUUGCUGCUAAUUAUUUGAUGCAAGAUUUAGUGUACAGACAUUUUGUUAAUAAAACAGUUCUUUUUCGGGAAAAAUAGGGCAAGAUGCUCUAUUCAAAAGUAUAUUAUAUUUACAAAGAAUACAUACGAGGUGAUAUGAAGAUCCAAAGAAACAAGGUUGAUACAAUGGCAAGAUACGUUCUGUUAAUCAAA
Molecule: messenger RNA, 2308 nt
Organism: Asparagus officinalis (garden asparagus)
Lineage: Eukaryota; Viridiplantae; Streptophyta; Magnoliopsida; Asparagales; Asparagaceae
Product: ATP-dependent RNA helicase SUV3, mitochondrial
Exons: 17
Coding region: 263-2095 (610 amino acids)
Biological process (GO): mitochondrial RNA 3'-end processing; RNA catabolic process
Cellular component (GO): mitochondrial degradosome
Molecular function (GO): RNA helicase activity; ATP binding; hydrolase activity, acting on acid anhydrides
Source: RefSeq, a predicted model, not a curated record